This is a messenger RNA of Sclerotinia borealis F-4128, 879 nucleotides long. Lineage: Eukaryota; Fungi; Ascomycota; Leotiomycetes; Helotiales; Sclerotiniaceae. The record is from the annotation of a GenBank genome assembly.
AUGUCAAACAACUACGGAUACCAAAAUAAUAAUUAUCCCACCACCACCACUUACAGCGCACAAGGCGGGGCAGAUGGCGGUGGAUUCGUUCAAGGGGGAGGAGGAUAUGCUGGAUCGCAGGGAGGGAGUCAAGAUAGUCCUGGAGGAUCAAAAACAUAUGGCAAAGAUACUUUACGACCAGUAACCAUCAAGCAAAUCGUUGAUGCCGUGCUGCCACAUCCUGAUGCCGAUUUCAAAAUUGAUGGAUCGGAAGUAACUCAACUCUCAUUCGUCGGCCAAGUCCACGGCAUCUCCACGCAAACCACAAACAACACGUACAAAAUCGACGACGGCACCGGUCUCAUCGAAGUAAAGCAAUGGAUCGAUAAUGACGCCACAGCCGAAAACGCCAAACAUGUUCCGCAAGAAGGACAAUAUGUACACGUAUGGGGCCGACUCAAGUCAUUCCACGACAAACGACAUGUUGGCGCUCACAUCAUCCGACCCAUUACCGAUAUGAACGAAGUGACAUAUCAUGGACUGGAAGCGACACUUGUACAUUUAUACUUCACACGCGGGCCUAUGGAGACCGCGGGUAUCGCGAAGCAAGAAGGGGGCGAUGGACUCUUUGUCGAUUCGUACGGAGGUAAUAAUGCAGCUACAGGGAACGCGACAGCUACCAGUAGAACACUACCUGCGAAGACGACCGCAAACGCGAGAGCGGUGUUCAAUUUGAUGCAAUCGGAGCCUCAGAAUAACGAAGGCUUGAAUGUCAAUAUGAUUGCGACGAAGCUGGGGAUGCCUGUUGCGGACGUGUAUAAGAGUGGCGAUGAAUUAUUGUCGGAGGGUUGUAUUUAUACGACCAUUGAUGAUGAGACGUGGUCUAUAAUGGAGUUUUAG